Micromonas commoda is the source of this 1161-nucleotide messenger RNA. RefSeq lists its product with no specific name. The record is from RefSeq and is a predicted model, not a curated record. Bases 1 to 1161 code for a protein of 386 amino acids. Lineage: Eukaryota; Viridiplantae; Chlorophyta; Mamiellophyceae; Mamiellales; Mamiellaceae. Gene Ontology annotation, molecular function: protein binding. The transcript has 2 exons.
AUGUCGAGCGACGGCGGCGAGCUGUGCUCCGCGCGUUGCGCCGAGCAGCCCUUCGAUGUCGCGUUCCACCCCGGCAACAACGGCAUCUUCGUCUCGGGCCUCAUCACCGGCGCGGUCGAGGUAUGGGAGAAUAAAGGGGAGCGAGUGCGAAAGCUGAAGACCAUCGACGCGCACACCGAGUCCGUCCGCACCCUCGGCUUCGUCAACGACGGCGCGCUCCUGCUCACGGGAUCGUCCGAUCGGUCCAUCCUCGCCUUGGACACAGCCACCGGUAAGCCCCUCGCCAAGCUGGAGCACGCGCACAAGUCCGCGGUGAACAGGCUCAAGGUUCUCGACCAAAAUCUCGUGGCGACGGGGGACGACGACGGCGUGGUGAAGGUCUGGGACACGCGCCAGCAGACGGCGUGCGGGUCGUUUGUGCCAUUCGUCGAUUUCGUCUCUGACAUUGCACACGUUCCGCCGGACGACGCCGUCGCCGCGGGUGCCAACGGACCGUCGGGGAGCCUCGUGGUGACCAGCGGCGACGGCACGAUCGCGCACCUCAACAUGGCCAACUGGAAGGAGCUCGGGCAGAGCGAUAACCAGGAGGAUGAGCUGUUAUCGUGCGUCGUGAUGAAAAACGGUAGGAAAGCCGUCGCCGGCUCUCAGACGGGGAUACUCAACAUAUUCAACUACGGGCAGUGGGAGGACAUCAGCGACAGGUUCCCCGGUCAUCCGUCGUCCAUCGACGCCAUGGUCAAGGUGGACGAGGAGACGUUGCUGACGGGCAGCAGCGACGGGAUCGUCCGCAUCAUCGGCAUCCUGCCGAACAAGAUGCUGGGCCUGGUUGGCGAACACGGGGAGAUGCCCAUCGAGCGCAUGGCGCUAUCGGGGGAUAACCAGUUCCUCGCCACCGCGAGUCACGACAGGACGAUCAAGCUAUGGGACGUCGGGUACCUGUGGGAGCGGGAUCUGCGCGCGGAGGCUGCCAACUUUGACGGAGUCGGCGGCGAGCUCGACGAAGACUCCGACUCUGAUUCCGACUCGGAGGAGGGCGGCGGCGGCAAGCGGAAGAGGAAGCAGAAGCAGAAGCGAAAGAAGGGCGGGAAGAUCCAGGACUCGAACGCGGCGAGGGAGGCGGUGAAGAAGGCGGCUGCGAAGAAGUUCUUCGACGGGCUCUAG